Fulmarus glacialis (Northern fulmar) is the source of this 1255-nucleotide messenger RNA. It is a transcript of the gene CCNJL, whose product is annotated as cyclin J-like. Gene Ontology annotation, molecular function: cyclin-dependent protein serine/threonine kinase regulator activity. Gene Ontology annotation, biological process: regulation of cyclin-dependent protein serine/threonine kinase activity; mitotic cell cycle phase transition. Lineage: Eukaryota; Metazoa; Chordata; Aves; Procellariiformes; Procellariidae. The record is from RefSeq and is a predicted model, not a curated record. Bases 74 to 1255 code for a protein of 393 amino acids. The transcript has 5 exons. Gene Ontology annotation, cellular component: nucleus; cytoplasm; cyclin-dependent protein kinase holoenzyme complex.
CGGUUUGUUCUCCCUCCCAGCACAGCGGCCCCGACUCUCUUCCAGACCUGCGUCUGGAUGGGAAGAUAAAAGGAUGGAGGAGCAGUGGUGGAAAGGGGAGCUGGCAGCAGACAUCCACCAGACCCUGAGGACGAAGGAACUUAAGUUGCCUAUGUAUAAGGCUCAUUCGCCGCAGAUUGGGAUGCGCCGAUACUUCAUUGAUCUCUUGACUGUCCUCAGCAACCAUUUCAAUCUCUGCCCUACGGCCCGGCAUCUCGCUAUCUAUUUAUUGGAUCUCUUUAUGGAUCGCUAUGAUAUCACUGUCAAGCAACUGCACAUCAUUUCAUUUGCCUGUCUUCUCCUAGCAAGUAAAUUUGAAGAAAAAGAAGAUAAAGUUCCAAAGCUGGAGCACUUAAAUAACCUGGCAUGCAUGUGCAAUGUGAAUGUGGUAUUGAACAAGAAAGACUUGCUUAGAAUGGAAAUGCUGCUUUUGGAAAACUUCAACUGGAACCUCUGUCUCCCAACACCAGCACACUACAUUGACUACUACCUCUAUGUGUCUGUUGGCGAGAAUGACCUUCACAAUGGCUGGCCAAUCACCUCACUGACCAAAAUCAAAGCUUUUCUGGAGAAAUAUGCGUAUUAUUUCCUUGAUUUCUCAGUGCAAGAUCACACUUUCCUCCAUUUUCGUCCAUCUCUGAUUGCUGCAGCUUGUGUGUGCACCUCACGUAUCUGUAUGCAAAUUUCUCCUGCUUGGACAACACAGCUUGAAUUGCUAACAUGUUAUUCCUGGGAACAUCUUGCCCAAUGCAUUGAAAUGAUGCUCAUAUAUUAUGAGAAUGACAUCAAAGAAGCCAGUAACAUGAAAAAGCAAGUAACAACUCAACAUCAAGAACAGGAAGCAGUGGGAAAUCUGAGCCAUCAAGCCGCUACUCAAGUUCUCUUCCAGCAAUCUAGUCAUCACCCUUUAGCCCAGCAUUCAGCUACGCUUUCCCAGUUCCAGUCGCCAGUGCAAGAUUUGUGCUCUGCUUAUCGUGAGUCCUUACAGGCCCAGAGGCCCAGCGGUCUGCUCGCCGGGAGUGCGGAGGGCUCGCCGCACUCCUGCACAGCCCUUCAGGCCAGGCUUCGGCCAUCUGCCCAGGCUCUGCCCAUCCAAACGCCCAUUGCUGUGCAGGUGGCCUUAGGAACAGAGCCCAGACACUGCAUUUCCUCGGCAUAUGGCAGUAGUUACUUCAGUGGUCAUCACUCAUAUGCAGCUGGGUGUUUUGACGGAUAA